Messenger RNA from Lampris incognitus (smalleye Pacific opah), 4254 nucleotides. RefSeq names its product PHD finger protein 21Ab (gene phf21ab). The coding region runs from base 357 to 2903 and encodes 848 amino acids. NCBI's taxonomy places the organism in Eukaryota, Metazoa, Chordata, Actinopteri, Lampriformes, Lampridae. Gene Ontology annotation, cellular component: histone deacetylase complex. The record is from RefSeq and is a predicted model, not a curated record. Gene Ontology annotation, biological process: negative regulation of transcription by RNA polymerase II. Gene Ontology annotation, molecular function: chromatin binding. The transcript is spliced from 19 exons.
UUGAAGAAGAGUUCUUGUUUUGUACCUCAGUUUUUCUCUUUUUGGACAAUUUCUCCUGAAACACCGCAGAACCGAGUGCGGGUCGGCGUGGUGGUGCAGAGCGGGCUCGGCGGUACUGUUCCGGGGCUGUAGCGGCAUCGUGGAUCGGCUUGCGAGGUGUUGAGUUGUUAGUAAAUCUUUAUUUAAUUAAUUUCCUGAGGAGAGGAGGACUGCUGCUGCCGCUGCUGCCGCUGCUGCUGCCGCCGCCGCCGCCGCUGCUCAAGUGAGUGGAGGGAGAGAGGGAGAGAGAGAGGGGGAGGCAGCAGAGGCAGCACAGAGUGGUGGAGUCCAGUCACACGACCAGGUGCGGCUCUUUAAUGCUUCAGUUGGAUGGUUUUCCUACUGGAGACGGAGUUAAGGCUGAACAUUCCCCUGGACCAGCUGGCAGACUGACUGGAUCCAUGAUGGAAUUACAGACGUUACAGGAGGCUCUGAAAGUGGAGAUCCAAAUCCAUCAGAAACUGGUUGCCCAGAUGAAGCAGGACCCACAGAACGCAGAUCUGAAGAAGCAGCUCCAUGAACUUCAAGCAAAGAUCACAGCCCUCAGUGAGAAGCAGAAAAAGGUUGUAGAACAACUUCGAAAAGAGUUGCUGGUCAAACAGGAACCCGAGGCAAAGGUGCAGCUGCAGGUUCAAAGCCAAUCAACAGGGGGUGACAACAAGCAGGCUGCCCUCCUCCAGAGCCCCUCUAGCCAGCAGAGCCCCACCCAGAUCCCUGGGGGGCUGCAACAGACUCUGACCGUCACACCGGUCCUCACCACUAAGACUCUACCUCUGGUGCUGAAAGCUGCAGCCACGCCUGCCCUGCCCACCUCUGUCCUGCCACAACGCCCUCCCACUGUUGCUAUGGUUACCACAGCCAUCACAAAACCCGACUCACAGAACUCUCCCAUCAACCUUCAGGUGGCUAGCAAGCUGACCAGUCAGAAUCCAGAGCCUGUGCGACUAGUUUCCAAGAAUGCCAUGAUGGUGCAGGCCACCACCACCACCUCUUCUGCCCAGCCAAUCAAAGUUCCUCAGUUUGUCCCUCCUCCUAGACUGACGCCUCGACCCACCUUUCAGCCACAGGUCAGGCCAAAACCAGCCACACCCACCAAUGUGCCCAUCGCCCCAGCCCCUCCCCCUCCCAUGAUGGCGGCCCCCCAGCUGCUGCAACGUCCACUGAUGCUGGCCACCAAGCUGUCAGCCUCCUCUCUGCCCUCCUCAGCUGCACCCAUACACCAGGUCCGCAUCGUUAAUGGCCAGCCCUGCACUAAGACCCUCCCCACGGCACCUCUGACUGGCAUUGUCAUCACUACGCCGGUGUCUGCCACAGCCACUCGCCUUACCAGCCCCACUCACACCCCCAACCCUGACCCCAGUCCCACCCCACCCAUUCAGAUCAGCAGCCUAGCUCCUGAUACAAAGACUGUAAAAGGAGUGGGUGUGGCAGAACGCAAGGCUGUUUUGAACCCCCCCUCCUCCACACCCUCUGUGUCGCCACCUCCUAGACCUAAGAAAGAAGAAAACCCACAGAAACUUGCCUUCAUGGUGUCCUUGGGACUUGUUACACAUGACCAUCUAGAGGAAAUUCAGAGCAGAAGGCAAGAGCGUAAGCGAAGAACGACAGCCAAUCCUGUGUACAGUGGAGCUGUGUUUGAGCCUGAGAGGAAAAAGAGUGCAGUCAGUUACCUGAACAGCCCUUUGCACCAGGGGACCCGGAAGAGAGGUCGCCCACCCAAAUACAGCAGCCUCCCGGAGCUGGGCAGCCUCACCCCGACCUCCCCCUCCAGCCCGGCCCCCGAGCGGCCCUCCCCUGUCCACCCCCCUGUCCACACCCUCCCCCUGCCCAGCCCCAGCUCUGGGGAUGGAGACAUCCAUGAGGAUUUCUGCACUGUGUGCAGACGCAGUGGCCAGUUGCUCAUGUGUGACACGUGUUCGCGUGUUUACCAUCUGGACUGCCUGGAUCCACCCCUGAAAACCAUUCCUAAAGGCAUGUGGAUCUGUCCAAAAUGUCAAGAUCAGAUCCUGAAAAAAGAAGAAGCCAUGCCUUGGCCUGGCACCCUGGCUAUUGUUCACUCCUACAUCGCUUACAAAGAAGCUAAAGAAGAAGAAAAACAGAAGCUCAUGAAGUGGAGUUCUGAACUGAAACUGGAGCGAGAGCAGCUGGAACAGAGAGUCAAACAGCUGAGCAGCUCUAUAACGAAAUGCAUGGAGACCAAAAACAGCAUCUUGGCUCGACAAAAAGAGAUGCAGCUUUCUCUUGAGAAGGUUAAACACCUGAUUCGCCUCAUCCAAGCCUUCAACUUCAACCAGGCUCUAGUGGAGAGAGAAGGGAAUGACAUACCCCCUGGGGACUCCACCCGCAUCCAGAGUGGUGGUGAGGGUGUAGCAAACCGUGAGGCUACAGUAGAAGGUCACUCUAUGGAGAAGGUGAUGGUUGGAGUUACUGCGACCAGCAGCAACCUGGAUGCAACCAGGAAAAGAGACCAGCAUGGAAUGGCUGGAGCACAAGGUGAAGAUCCCCAUGGCCAGUUAGACCCGAGAGCCACUAAGAGCUCUGCUGGGCCUGGAGAGGAGACGGGGACCAAGUUAGAAACUGAGGCAGCCCCAAUGUCUGAAACUGACAGCUCUUCUCUGACUGCUGCUGCCACCACCAAUGGCACCUCUGAGUCAGCCUGCUUGGAAGGCAGCUCAGCAGGAAGCUGCACUACCAACACUACCACCAAGUCUGAGAGUAAGAUGGUCGUCACUAACAAUCCAGAGACGGACAUAGAGAAGAAACGGGAAGAGGUCACCAACAAUGAUGGCAACAACAGCAAAACCUCAGAAACCUCCCAGCAUCCUUUGCCAGCUCUUGUCAGCAGUUUGGACGAUAAAAAGUAAUGCUGCGUUUCUUGUGUUGUGGGAAUCUAAACCUAAAUAAUGAAAAGACUUUUUGCUUGCACCUUCUGGUGCCCUGAAGUUGCCAAUCUGUAUAAAUGUUGUUUGUUUGCAUCGUAUUGUCAGACUGUGUCAAUGGUAGAUAUACAGUCCAAAUCACGUGGCGCUGGGAAGAUUUAGGCUUCAACCCAGAGAGUCAUCAUGCCAACUAGUGGUAGGAAGGAGUAGGAAAGGUCAGAGGUAAAUCCAUCACACCAGUGUGUGCCUGCUCUCUGAAUGGGUGGUGGUGGGGGUUAUUCUGAUGCCACAUGAUUUUAAGAAGCCAAGCUUCUGACUGGAUGUGGGUUCUGGUUUGGGGGGUAUUUAGGGCCUGGGAUCUGACAGGGCAGGGAGACUGGUGAGCCCGCUGUCCAUCCUCCAGCAAUUUCUGACAACAUGGAACCAAAGCUCCUACAGACGGUGGUGAUGAUAAGCAGCAGUAUUUCUUUAGUGGGAAACAUCCAGGGUUUAGACAUCCCUCCUCCCUGUCCAUCCCCUCACCCAUAAACACAAGUGUGGACUAAGCAGUGAGAGGUCUGCACCCAGGCACUGAAAACAAGCUUGUGUCAAUGUGGAGUGGGAACAUGGUAGCCUAACAGAUGUUUUCAGUGGUGUCGGUCAAGUGUAGUGAUUGAGUUUCAUUUGUGAGUCAAGUUUGUCAACUGUGAGCACUAAAUGUGAAAUUGCAAUAUUGCAAUGUCAACACACAAAACUAUCUAUAUCUGGGCUGUGUUUCUUUUUAUAGGAAAAGAUAUUCAGGUCUUCCUAGUCUUCAGAAGUGCUUUCUGUUCCUGACCCUGUUGGACUGGCAUUGUGAACACAAAGUAAUCCUCUUUUGGAAGUGGUGAUCUUUGUUAUUAUGUAUAUUUUGUUGAAAUCUGAACUGCCAAAAUGCUAAUGUAUCCAAACCCAGCAGGGACAAGUCCACUUACUGUAUUGAAAGAUCAAGGCAUUGUUGUUGUGGAAUCUAGAUUCUACCAUUUGAGAAACUGCAACUCCCCACACAGACAGACAGACAGACAGACAGACAGACAGGCUUAUGAAACAAUAACCUUAAAGGGACUUCUUUUCUUUGACAUGGAAGGAUUUGUUGUAUGUUUAAGGAAAUACCACAAAUCCUGAGAUUAAAGCACAAGCUUGCUGCAUAACAAAGAAGUGCUGAAGAGCUUUUUGUAUGUUAAUCUGGAACUAAAGAGUAUGCAUCUCUUUCUUGUCAUGUGACUUAUCCCCACAUUGCCAAUAUUUUUUAGGGGCAAUCUAAACCUCUGUGUGACUGAUUCAGGAGGAAUGCCUAGGUUUGUGUCUCCAACUCACU